Messenger RNA from Ziziphus jujuba (common jujube), 686 nucleotides. RefSeq names its product large ribosomal subunit protein eL37x. NCBI's taxonomy places the organism in Eukaryota, Viridiplantae, Streptophyta, Magnoliopsida, Rosales, Rhamnaceae. The coding region runs from base 155 to 445 and encodes 96 amino acids. Gene Ontology annotation, molecular function: structural constituent of ribosome; RNA binding. The transcript is spliced from 4 exons. Gene Ontology annotation, biological process: translation. Gene Ontology annotation, cellular component: ribosome; cytosolic large ribosomal subunit. The record is from RefSeq and is a predicted model, not a curated record.
ACUAUUGGGCAGUGCGAAGCCCGUUAUUAUGAAGGCCUAAACCAAAUGAUCCAAAAAAACCCUAAUUUCCAUACACGAUAUAAAAUUCUCGAUCAUCGUCGACGAAAAUUUUUCCCACAACACCUCCGAUUGUACGGUUUCUGCAACUAAAGAAAUGGGAAAAGGAACAGGAAGCUUCGGUAAGCGGAGGAACAAGACCCACACACUCUGUGUGCGGUGCGGAAGAAGAAGCUUCCAUCUCCAGAAGAGCCGUUGUGCUGCUUGUGGCUUUCCCGCCAGUCGCAUCAGAAAAUAUAACUGGAGUGUUAAGGCUAUCCGCAGAAAGACCACCGGAACUGGCCGUAUGAGGUACCUCCGCCAUGUGCCACGAAGGUUCAAGAGCAACUUCCGAGAAGGUACUCAAGCAACUCCAAGGAGCAAGGGAGCAGCAGCUGCAGCCUCAUAAGUUUUCUGAAGUGAAACGUUUUUGUUGUUUUUAAUACUUUUGUUCUCUCAAAAGAGUUUUGGAUGAUAUUUGUUGCCGGUGUUAUAUUAACAAAAAGUUUUCAUUUUUGUAACGGAUAGUAAUUACUUUCUUCGAAACUCAAUAUGGUUGGUGCAAGGUGUCUGGGCUCUUAUACAUUUCCUUUUCAGUAUUAUACCUUAACAGUUCUAGUUUUUCUAUACGAUUGGAUUUUGUUUUCCUA